UUUAUUCUUCUUUCAGUUUUUGUCCACGCACAUGCCCAUAUGGACGCACACUACAACCGUUGGUAGCCACCGCAUUUGUGAAGUCGACGUAAUACGCCAUAUCAGCAAAGACAAAAUAAGCUACAUGCAUUAUUUCUACCAAAUGGUCAACGGAACACAAAAGAAGUUUCGCGACGAAAUGGAGGGAAGCUUUGAAAAACCAGAUAUGUAUGCCUAUGAAAAAGAUCGAAUAAGUACUAAACAUAAGCACGAACUUCUCUUUUUGGAUGAAGCCAACAAUUGUGCCGUGAUUCAAGUCCUUCCAAUGUCUAACUUUGUGGGCCGCAGUAGUAUUGACCUGCGAAUCUGGAACUCGUCCAUUCGUACUGGCCCAUCCGCAAAAUGUUUAAAGCACUACUACACAUACGAAGGCCAUGGACAUCCCAUUUACACAUGCAUCUGCCAGAAUUUACUUUCGAACGAGCAUCUAUCCCCGCAGUCACACCAGCAGCUGCACCGAAAAACGCACCGCCUUCCUAAAGGUGCAAGAACCUCGGGAAAGCUCUAGAGCACACAAAAAGUUAUCGUUGAAAUAA
Dermacentor silvarum is the source of this 575-nucleotide messenger RNA. RefSeq lists its product as uncharacterized. The coding region runs from base 32 to 547 and encodes 171 amino acids. Lineage: Eukaryota; Metazoa; Arthropoda; Arachnida; Ixodida; Ixodidae. The record is from RefSeq and is a predicted model, not a curated record. The transcript is spliced from 4 exons.